GAGGUAAACACUGAAACUAAAAAGUGUAGAAAAAUAAAUUAAUAAAAUCAUCACGGCUCGUAUCGUCAAAAGAUUCCAUAAUACAUACCAUUUGAUUCACAUGUGUGGUGUGCUUGUGUUAUAACCAUUUUACUUACAUGUGGAUAAAUAGUUUCCUUGGCCUUAUUAAUUACCCAAAGGCGUCUCAGAUGCGUUUUGAUACCUUUUUUAAAUGGUCUCACGUAUACGUUGAGUUCCGUUGUCUUCCAACGACUCUCGAGGCCAUUCAAACAUCACGGCUACCUCCUUCUAUUCAUGUAUUUCAUAGUAGAAUGUGACAGACACGGUGCUGCUCCUGCUCCUGCUGCUGCUGCUGCUGCUUACUUACCAGUUUAUAUUUUAUAUUAGAGUAAGAGUGGAUUGGAUGCGGAUAGGACUCUCGUAAAUAUAUAACGAGUACAAGUAACGACUAACAAGUCGUAGUAGUGCAGUGGAAGUUUUUUUUUUUCGACUUUUUAAAACGCAAGAUAUUAUUUUUUCAUUUUGUUUUUGUUUUAAUAUUUCCGCUUAGUGUACAUAAUGUGUAUGUGACGUUCACCAUGUAAUCGUUGGAUGAUUAUAUCUAACAGCAACCAACUCGGCUCAGAUGUUACAUUGCGUGCUGCUAGUUUUUAAUCAAUGCAAGUGGCUGGUAUAAGUACGCUCACUAGGAUUAAUCAUACAUGUUUUUUGUUGUUACUGCUGCUGCUGCUGUUGUUGUUAUUAUUGUUAAUAGAUUAUAGAUGAAAGUGGACGCUGAUGUUGAUGUUUUGUUAAAUCGUGUUUUUUUAGUGAUAAUAUGAGGAAGAUUUAUCAAGAAACGGAAACUUCAACUAUAUUGGCGAGGAAACGAGAGACCGGGCUACCGCUCGCAUUUCCGUGUUUGUCGCGCCAGCGACAUUCAACUUUAUUUAAUAAUAAUGACGAGAUGAUUGCUCAGCUGGCGGUGAUGGGCAGCGGAAGUGGCGGUAGUGCUGGUGGGAGUCGUAUCAGCCGUGGCGGGCUUACUUUGCACAGAUCAAAUUCCAGUUUAGAAUUGCCCCACAGUCCAGAGCGUUCUGGACGUGUGACUGAUGCUCAGCCACUUCGACGGGAGUAUGGAUCCCACGGAAGCAUCGACGUGGUCGCCGGUCAGUGUAACCCACCAGGCGGGAAUUCCUCAGGCGAGCACAUCUUUACGAUGCUUCAAGAUUUCCGGAGCGGGCGAUCUUCUGCGGAUCGUCUGUACCCGCAUCAUCAUCAUCACCACCACCAUCAACUUCAUCAUCACGGAGCUCUAGAUUCAAGUAUUUUUAAUGCGGGCACGUCUACCGAUGAAGUUUGUGGACCGACGUCGGCAUCCAGUCCCAAAGUUAGAUUAAAAAUCAACCGACUUUGGGGCGGUAAAGAGAGCCCGCCUGCUGGAGUCUCCACUCCAGCAACUGUUGUCUCGAGUGAUCUUGAGGAGCGACAUCGCCGGCGAGCGUUUGUGCACUACGACACCCAGUCAUUGACCGCUAAUCUCGGUUACGCGGCCAAGCUCCGCGGGAUACUAUUGGCUAGGCGUAGAAACACGGCCACUGGAGCGUCUGCUGCUAGUACUAUACGAGCACCUACGCCUGACAACGAAUCGCCUGAGGGCAAUGAAGUCGUUGAUGAUCCUGGUGAUGGUAAAAGCAAUGAUUUACUCGAGUCAUGUCCAUUUUUCCGGAAUGAAAUUGGCGGUGAAGGAGAACGCGAAGUCGCCUUGGCUAGAUCGCCCAGUCCUACUGUCGGUGCUCAUCGGCCGUCAUUGUCUUAUGGAGUCUCUGUACUUGAGCCUAUGCCUGGGGAGACACUUUGGAAGCAUACUUGUCCGUUGCGUAAACGACUCUUGCCGAUUGAAAGUGUCGAUGAAGGAGCACGGUAUUACAGAAAAUACUUUUUUGGUAAAGAACAUCAAAAUUGGUUUGGUAUGGAUGAACAACUCGGACCAGUAGCAAUAAGCAUUCGCAAAGACGGAAACCACUACCGCAUUAUUGUUCGUACAUCUGAAUUACUAACUCUCCGCGGGUCAAUACCCGAAGAAGCUUUAGGUUUACGAACUCACCAAGGAUCUCGAAUUCCAACUCGAGAAAUACUAGAGCUCGUAGCUCCGGAAGUACAAUUAGGAUGCCUCAGAUUAGGAACACCCGCAGCGGAAGAAACUCUUGCGAGAUUAGAUGAACAGGGUCUCUCAAACCGUUACAAAGUUGGAGUGCUUUAUUGUCGCGCCGGUCAACGGACCGAGGAAGAAAUGUACAACAACCAGCACGCUGGCCCAGCAUUUCUUGAAUUUUUGGACACAGUUGGUCAGCGAGUUAAGUUACGCGGGUUCGAAGGUUACAAAGCUGGUCUUGAUACUAGAACAGAUUCGACGGGAACUCACGCUGUUGCAGCAACUCACAGAGGAUCUCAGUUAACAUUUCACGUAGUGACAAUGUUACCAUUCACGCCAAAUAAUCGACAACAAUUACUCAGGAAGCGACACAUCGGUAAUGAUAUCGUAACUAUCGUAUUUCAAGAGCCCGGUGCAUUGCCGUUUAGUCCCCGGCGAAUCAGAUCACAGUUUCAGCACGUAUUUAUCAUCAUACGUGCUAUAAAUCCGUGUACAGACAAUACUCAGUACAGUGUUGCUGUGUCACGUAGCAAAGAGGUGCCUAUUUUUGGACCACCCGUGCCUCCAGGUGCAACCUUUAACAAGGGAAAAUCAUUCGCUGAUUUUAUUUUAGCCAAGGUGAUAAAUGCCGAGAAUGCAGCUCACAGGUCAGAAAAAUUUUCUACAAUGGCUACCAGGACCCGUCAAGAGUAUCUAAAAGAUCUAGCCGUUAAUUAUUUAACCACCACAAUCAUCGACACUGGACAGAAAUUUUCUAUGCUGUCAUUUAGCAGCAAGAAAAAAGCACCAAUAAGACCAAGAUUGGCCUGUGAUGCCUCCCAACGUGGUGCAAUUUGUUGGCAAGUUAUUUUAGAAGAGAGCAAUCAAAGCACCGACUGUUAUUUGGGAAUCUCCGUAGACACAAUCGUGUUAAUUGAAGAACAUUCACGGCAAACUGUAUUCGUGUCACCCUGCGUUAAUGUAUUGGGCUGGCACGCCCAGACCAACAGUUUAAGGCUGUAUUAUCACCAAGGCGAGUGCAUAAGUAUUCACGUACGUCCAGAUUAUUCGGAGAGAGACGAAAUAAUGGAGAUAGUAGCACGGCUACGAGCUGUAACUCAGGGCUCGCCAGCAUCUGAGUUGUCACUUAAACGGAACUCGUUAGGGCAACUGGGUUUUCACGUUCAGCCGGACGGUGUCGUCACUCAGGUCGAGCCGAUGGGUUUGUCUUGGCAAGCGGGUUUGAGACAAGGCUCGAGGCUCGUUGAAAUUUGCAAGGUCGCUGUCUCGACCUUGAGUCACGAUCAAAUGGUCGAUCUACUUAAAACCAGUGCCCAAGUAACGGUGACCGUUAUACCGCCGACUAAUGACGGGCAGCCACGUCGCGGCUGUUCGCUCCAAACGUGUCAGUAUUUAUCAGCUAAUUAUGAAACCGACUACGAGAAUAUCAACUCCGAAAAUGUUCCGAGCCAACAAGCUGCUCAAACCAAAAGUUACGAGCGAUCUACCAGUCCGCCGAGAUCCAGCAAUAGCUCUGGUUACGGUACUGGUUCUAGUUCGCGGUCUUUCAACGAUCCAAGGUUUAUACAAGACUCUACAAUGUCGUCUAAUAAUAGUAAUAUUAAUAAUAACAACACCAAUAAUAAUAAUAAUAAUAAUAAUAAUAAUAAUAAUAAUAAUAUUAAUAAUAAUAGCAGUAAUAAUGCGAAUUCUAGUACUAGUGUCAUUGCCAGUACAGUUAAUAACGCUGCUGGAGCUUUUGUUAAUACCAGCAAUCAUACCGAUGAAAGAUGGUACGAUUUGUUCGAGGCUCCUGAACAAGAUGCAAGUCAUCGCAUUGACGGGGCUCCACCACCACCUUUACCUGCUAGGUUAAAAGAACGUGAGUCUCAUGGUAAAUCAACAACCGAUCAGUUAAAGCAUGAUUACUAUUCUAAAGAACCGAAUUAUGUUUCACCGCGUGUCAUUCAUGAAAGUAAUUAUCAACGACUUGAUGAAGCUAAUCGCAGUCAUAAUAACAAUAAUAAUAGUAGUAGUAGUAGUAGUAGUAGUAGUAGUAGUAGUAAUAAUAAUAAUAAUAAUAAUAAUAAUAAUAAUCAAGAUGAUCCAGCAGCUAAUUACGCAAGAAUACAAAAAGAUCAUUACAGGUACGGAUCAAACCAUGCCCAUCAUAAAUUAUCUCCUUCAACUUCAUUAGCUCAAAAUCAUCAAAACUCUGGUUACAGUUCGAAAUCAAUGGUCCAGAGCAAUGGGAUUCGUUACAGUGAACAAGCCACUACUAAUGAUAAUGAGCUGAGCGCUCACAGUGCUUACGACAAUGAAACAAGUCGUGUGUUAAGGAAGCCAAAGAAUGAUUAUGAAAUUAGAGCAACUGGUAAAAAUGAUAAUUAUGAAGAAUCUCGGGCUGUUGAUAAUUCUAAUGAUUCUAACUGUAAAUAUCGAGAAAGAUCAGUUGGGUAUGAAUUUAAUGGUAAUGAUUAUGAAAGAAAAAAUAAUCACGAUGUUAUUAUCAGUACACCAGAUGUCAAUCGUGUUAAAGCAUUGGGGCUAAAUUAUGAAGUUAAUUUAUCUCGCGAUGACAGUAUUAAUACUUCAAGUACAAUAGCGUCGGGAGGAACAGUACGUGAGCCAACUCAUGAAUUUAUAAUUGGAGAAAAGGUAACUUGUCUAAAGAGUAAUUUACCUGAACGUGCUUUAUCCCGUAAAUUAGCCCACGAGUAUAUGAGGAAAGAUUAUACGUCCUCGAGUUUGCCGCCUGAGGUGAGAAUAUUUGAUGGAAAUAAUCCACCAGCAAUAAUAACAGCUUCGGACAUACCAACAGUGCCAAGUGAGGAUGAAUUAACAUUGAAUGCAUGCGAAAAUUCUUCUGCGGUAAGAAGAACUGGUAAACAUCGUCCAGGAAGCGGCGGUAGUGGUAGUAGUGUACCACAUAAUUCUAAUGCCGCUGCUGCUGUUACUGCUGCUGCUGCUGCUGCUGCAAAUUCCAGCCCACGGAAUCAAUCGCCGCGGCCUAAAUCUAUUGUUAGAAAUCAACUGAGAAAUUCUGCUAAUUUAACUUCUAGUACGCUACAAGAAGAUCUUAUGAAAUUAAUAAAUCCAGAUUAUAUUGCUGAUGAUAAUACAAUGCCUUGCAAUGCUUUAAAUAACAAUGGUAAUAUUGUCAAUGAUGAUAAUUACUCUGACAAUGGUAAUAAUAGUGAGAAUUAUAAAAUUAAUUUAGUUGAUAAAAGUAAUGAUGUUAAUAAAGUUAUUGGUAAUAAUAUAAGUAAUAAUAAUAAUUGUAAUAAUGAAUUAGAAAUACAGAAUAAAUGUAGAUCUAGAGAAAAUUUAUGCGGUACUUCUACGACGACACUAAGUGUAUUAGCCUCAACAAAUAUAAGACAAGAUAAUAAUUCAAAUCCAAAUGUUAAUGCGGCUUCAGAAGUUAUUUUAACGAAAGCAAGACCCGCUACGGUUAUUUCAAACAGUAAUAACUCCAGUCCAGCACCGAGUGAAAAUAAAAUGACCAAGGAAGAGAGACUCUCACCUAGAGUUACUAAAACACACGUGCCUUUGAAAACAAUAAAUAAUUUAGCUGUGAGGGAUGGUAAGAAUAGUAUUAAUGAUGCUGAUGAAGGUAAUGACUUGUGGACUAAUAGUCAUGAUAAUCAGAGGUUCAAGCAGCACAAUCAAGAAUGGAGUGAUGAGAAAAUUUAUGAGUCUACUAGCAGUGUUACCAGCGCUGCUAAUAAUUCGGUCACUGAUUUACAGGGUCAUCUGUCGAGUUUAGAAUUAAGAGUUGCUCGGGAAACUAGAAGACGACUGUCGCUUGAAGAUGAAGUCAGGAGAUUGAGAGAUGAAAAUCGGAGAUUACAGGAUGAGAAUCACGCUGCUGCGCAACAAUUAAGACGAUUUACUGAAUGGUUUUUCCAAACUAUUGAUCAUCAAUAAUACGUAAUUAUGUAUUGAAUUAAAAUUUUUUUU
Molecule: messenger RNA, 6076 nt
Organism: Cotesia glomerata
Lineage: Eukaryota; Metazoa; Arthropoda; Insecta; Hymenoptera; Braconidae
Product: signal-induced proliferation-associated 1-like protein 1
Exons: 6
Coding region: 818-6043 (1741 amino acids)
Biological process (GO): activation of GTPase activity; regulation of small GTPase mediated signal transduction
Cellular component (GO): cytoplasm
Molecular function (GO): GTPase activator activity; protein binding
Source: RefSeq, a predicted model, not a curated record